CUGGAUCAGAAGCAGGCAUGAGUCCUGGGGGGGGCAUCGGCGGAGGCAUGGAUGGUGGCAUGGGCGGACGCACGGAUGGUGGUAUGGGCGGAGGCAUGGAUGGCAGUAUGGGUGGAGGCACGGAUGGUGGUAUGGGCGGAGGCAUGGAUGGCAGUAUGGGUGGAGGCACGGAUGGUGGUAUGGGUGGAGGCAUGGAUGGCAGUAUGGGUGGAGGCAUGGAUGGUGGUAUGGGAGGAGGCAUGGGGCGUUGAAGGGACGAGGAGAAUACACAUGGCCACAGUAGCAUCCUCAUGUGUGUCAGAUUGUGGCGUGUAUCUAUUUCCGUCAGAGCUGGUAGGAGCUUGGCCGCAGCAGCACCUCCAGCCGAGUGUUUGCUGAGUGCUGCUUCGUCCAAUCUCCUCACCCAAUGUAGUCCUUUGGUGCCCUGCAGAGCAUAUAGGCAGAGUAUUUGUGCUUGAAUUCUUAUUGGAACGGGUUAC
Closterium sp. NIES-67 is the source of this 479-nucleotide messenger RNA. The record is from the annotation of a GenBank genome assembly. Lineage: Eukaryota; Viridiplantae; Streptophyta; Zygnematophyceae; Desmidiales; Closteriaceae.